Molecule: messenger RNA, 2229 nt
Organism: Schistosoma margrebowiei
Lineage: Eukaryota; Metazoa; Platyhelminthes; Trematoda; Strigeidida; Schistosomatidae
Source: the annotation of a GenBank genome assembly
CUGGAAGGUGUUCACGAGCACGAAAAUGUAAAUUCCUAAAACUUCGACUAAUAUAACUCGCCCUAAAGGAGCAGUCGAACUGAUAAAUACAAAAUGAGGUGGUCAUUCUAGGAAAUACUAAUCACAGUUCUCCAGUGUUAAAAGAUUUUUGUAUUGUCCUACAUAAUCUCUGAGUUAAUAUUUCACUAGCCGCAUCCCCUCUGAAGAUUAUUAACAACUGAAUAAUUCAGAACUAUUUUAAUAGUUAUAUAAUCUUAACAAAGUAUACCUUCUAAUAUGAAAUAUUUCAUGAUUAACAAAUAAAAUGGUAAUGAUUAUUUCUAAUGAUAUUUUGUUAUGCAAAUAACCAUAAUUAAUUCUCAUUCUGAUCAAAAGAAGAAAGAAACACGAUAACAAAUAAAUAUGCCUAUACCAAGUAUUCAUGUAAAUUCGAUUGAAGACAAUGAAAAUGACGACAGACGAAAAAAGAAACCUUCCAUACCGAUACUACAAGUAGUCGGUGAAAAUAUCGAUGGACGUGAAAAUGAUGUUAACAGUGGUGAUGAUGAUGACGACGAUGUAAUGACAGCUGAAGAAGAAGCCGCUAUCGCGCGUCGAUUUCUUAGUGGAAACGAUCAAACAGAACAACGCAGAAUGUCUUCAUUGGACAUGUAUCUCUCGCAGCCUGAAGUAAAACAAGAACCCAUGAUAAUUAAUCGUCAUAUAAGUUUGAAAGAAGAAGAAAAAGGUUUUGAGGCAGAGCAAAUGCGUCUUCGUCAGAAAGAACGUGAGGAAAUGGAAAAACAUCAGGAAAAAUUAAGAUUAGAACGUGAAGAGGUUAAAAAAGCCAGAGCGUCCAAAAGACAUUCAAAAGUUGCUGAAGAACAAGAGUCCAGUAAAAAUAAUCAAGUAAGACGAAUGGAUUAUCAUAAACAAGGUCUUGGAGGCUUAAGUAAAGAGCGUAGAAAAAAAUUGAAGGAAAUGAUCUUGCAAAAGGCAAAAAAUGAACUUCUUGAAGAAAGAAGAAAAGAACUUCGUAACCGUGAAGAUCACAUCAAGAAACAAGCUCCUCCAUUCGACAUUGAUGGUUUAAAUCAGAUGCAACUUGAAGAAAAGGUGAAGUUGUGGUACGAACACGCUAAACAAUUGGAAUCACAAAAAUACGAAUGGGAACAAAGAUUACGCAAACAAGAUGAAGAAAUUAAUGAACUGACAGCUCAGUUAUGCUCAAUUAAAGGACACUUUCAAAAACCAAUUCUUCGUAAAGUUGCUAAACCAAUGUCAACGGAUAGAUUACGCGCGAUGAGUGCCGCACCAAAUUUCAUGCCCAAAACUGGGCAUAAAAAUCCCGUAGAAAUGAAGAGAAAACUGUCGGAUGAUAGUAAUCAGGGUGUAAAAUCAAAUUUGAAUGGGACCGGUGGUGUAUUCGCGAAAAGUUGAUGAGAAAUUAAUGCAAGAAGAACUAUUUCAAAAUAGUGAUGAAUGAAAACCGAUAUAUAUAUAUAUAUAUAUAUAUAUAUAUAUCUUAUCUGCUAUUCGUUUACCUUAUUGUAAGUCAGACAAAAGUAACAACCAUAAAAACAACAAUAAUAUUGCACUCAUUUCUCUAUCUUCCCUUUAUUAUACAUUUUUCUCCAGAGCAGAAAAAACACCUACAAAUUAUUCACAUGAGCAUGUAUUGUAACUUUUAAAUUGUAGAAAUUAUAGAGAAUCCAUCAUAUAAGGCUACCUAUAUACCAGAGAAAAUGAUUGUAAUUUUAACUUUCCUUUUUCUAUUUUAUAAUUUCCAUUCAAAUGUUGUGAUUGAAUAACUACAUAAACACUUAUUUUUUGUCAUUUUAGAGACUAUCAACAUCAUUUACUUUAUUCUUUACUCACAUACUUUGUGAAAUACUUCAAUUAUUUUACCAACAACCCUUUGAUUAACUUUAUUCACGCUUUCGAUUAAUUAAAUGAAUCUAUAAGUAUUUGUUGGUGCGAUUUUAAAUGAUCAGUUAUUUCUCAGGUGGGCUAUAUAAUUUUAAAGUGUAUAUCCUUUCGUUCCUGUACCACACCUAUAAACUCAUAAAUUCAGAUUACAAGAUUGUUAUUAGUCCAAUAGUUUUCUCCUCACCAAAUGUACACUCAGUUGUUUUCCGUUUAAAAGUAAAUUUAACCUUCCAACUAACAAAAGUGGUAUCAUUUAAAAACCAGAUUAUGGGAAAACAAAGAUCAAAUUUUAAUAAAUACUGCUGUAGUGUGUUACUAAUU